Molecule: messenger RNA, 1305 nt
Organism: Rhagoletis zephyria (snowberry fruit fly)
Lineage: Eukaryota; Metazoa; Arthropoda; Insecta; Diptera; Tephritidae
Source: RefSeq, a predicted model, not a curated record
AUGCCAAUCAAACAAAUUCACGCUCGUCAAAUCUUUGACUCUCGUGGUAAUCCCACUAUUGAGGUUGAUGUGACCACAAACUUGGGCCUUUUUCGUGCCGCCGUUCCCAGCGGCGCCUCAACAGGCACCUACGAGGCGCUGGAGCUGCGUGACGGUGACAAAAACAAGUACCACGGAAAGUCAGUGUACAAGGCAAUCUCUAACAUUAACGACAUUCUCAGACCAAAAAUAAUUGCCAAGAACUUUGAAGUGACUCAGCAGAAAGAGAUCGACAACUUUAUGAUCGCCCUUGAUGGGACAGACUUCAAGAGCAAUCUCGGAGCUAAUUCAAUUUUAGGCAUCAGCAUUGCUGUCGCCAAAGCGGGGGCGGCCAAGAAAGGCGUCCCACUGUACCGUCACUUGGCCGAUCUUGCCGGCAACCGCAAUUUCAUUUUGCCUGUACCAGGUUUUAAUGUCAUUAACGGUGGUCAACAUGCAGGCAAUCGAAUGGCCGUUCAGGAGUUCAUGAUCAUGCCCACUGGAGCGAUUUCAUUUGCCGAAGCAAUGCAAAUGGGCAGUGAGGUCUACCACCACCUACUGGCUGUCAUCAAACGCAAAUAUGGCCUUGAUGCGACAUGUGUCGGCGAUGAGGGUGGUUUUGCGCCAAACAUUACCGAUGCCGGAGAGGCUCUGGAGUUGAUCAACCAGUCAAUCAAACUGGCUGGGCUAGUGGGAAAGGUGGAGAUUGCCAUAGAUUCGGCUGCUUCUGAGAUGUACAAAGAAGGGCUCUACGAUUUGGAUUUUAAAAACGUCAAGUCAGAGAAGGCAAAGUGGCUGACGCCCACUUCUUUGAUUGACUUUUACAAAAAACUGAUAGCAGACUAUCCUAUUGUCUCACUGGAGGAUCCACUCAAUCAAGACGACGAAUGGGACACUUGGGCCCAGUUAACAAAAAGUGUCAGUAUACAAAUUGUUGGAGACGAUCUGACGGUAACCAAUCCAAAACGCAUCCAAACGGCAAUUGAGGAAAAGGCCUGUAAUGGUCUUUUGUUGAAAAUUAACCAAAUUGGCACUAUCACUGAGGCAAUCAAAGCACACAAUCUUGUGAAGGCCCACGGUUGGGGCACUAUGGUGUCACAUCGAUCAGGCGACACUGAGGAUGACUUUAUUGCUGAUUUAGUCGUUGGCCUGGGGACUGGACAGAUUAAAGCUGGAGCUCCCUGCAGAUCGGAACGACUUGCCAAGUACAAUCAACUGUUGCGCAUUGAGGAGCAGUUGGGUAAAGAUGCCAAAUAUGCUGGCAAAAACUUUAGAAAACCUUACUAA